This is a messenger RNA of Penicillium taxi, 1887 nucleotides long. RefSeq lists its product as uncharacterized. Bases 1 to 1887 code for a protein of 628 amino acids. The record is from RefSeq and is a predicted model, not a curated record. Lineage: Eukaryota; Fungi; Ascomycota; Eurotiomycetes; Eurotiales; Aspergillaceae. Gene Ontology annotation, molecular function: protein binding. The transcript has 3 exons. Gene Ontology annotation, cellular component: kinesin complex.
AUGGGAUUCCUCCAUUCUACAAUCUAUACACAUACACACUUUGCUUUAGCCCUUCACAAUUACGACGAUGACUCAGACCAGUUCAAUAUCAGUGACUACUAUCCGCCUGCCUCUCAAGGCGCUAUUAUCGUCACGACCCGGCGACAACAUAUUGUUAACGGACGCACCAAAACUCUUAAUAUUAAAGCUUUUCAAAACAUUGAAGACAGCCUUGCCAUCCUCAAAACCCGCUCAAAACGACUAGAUGUUCGAACUGAUCCUUAUGCAAAGCUCCUCGCAGAGCGACUUGGAGGUCUUCCUCUCGCUUUAGCUACUGCUGGGACGUAUCUUCAACACAUUCCUCUUACCUUCAAGCGUUACCUACAAGAAUAUGAAAAACGCUGGAACAUUGAUCCCUAUCGCCCUACUGAGCUCCAGGAUUAUCGUGAACACACACUCUAUACGACAUGGGAUAUCUCAUACGACUCUCUAAAGAAAAAAGACCUAGAUGCGGCAAAGCUACUCAAACUCUUGGCCUAUUUUGGUAACCAGGGCCUUUGGUAUGAGCUUUUUUCGGAAGGUCUAACAGAAAGGUCUCCAGAAUGGCUAUAUAACAUGCUCACAGACGAUUUAUCUUUCCGGGGAGUCAUGAGGGUCUUAACUGAUUGGUACUUUCUAGAAGUUGAUUCAUCAUCAGGAUUAUGGAGUAUGCAUAACUGCGUUCAUGACUGGACGUUAGCCGCGCUUAAUAAGGUUAUCAACACACAGUAUUACUGGUUUGCUAUAGAUUGCGUUAAUGCGACUACGAGAGAAUUCGACACAGAUUUUUUGGGAAAUGUAGUUUUUUCCCGCUUAACUAGUCACGCAACACGACUAGCAAAUCAACAGUUUCUCGAAGCGAUCUAUGAUCCUACACCCGAUCAACUUGAUCAAUUAUUAUUUACUUCACAAUUGCUUCAAGAUCAAAUUCAGCUUACUACUGCCGAGAAGAUGUAUAUGCGGGCGCUAGCUGGGUACGAGAAAGCGCUCGGGUCAGACCACACAUCGACCCUUCUGACCGUCAACAAUCUCGGGCUUCUAUAUAGUGAUCAAGGCAAGCUGGACGAGGCCGAGCAGAUGUAUAUGCGGGCGCUAGCUGGGUACGAGAAAGCGCUCGGACCAGACCACACAUGGACCCUUGGCAGCGUCCAUAAUCUCGGCAACCUAUAUCGUGAUCAAGGCAAGCUGGACGAGGCCGAGCAAAUGUAUAUGCGGGCGCUAGCUGGGUGCGAGAAAGCGCUCGGAUCAGACCACACAUCGACCCUUGAGACCGUCAACAAUCUCGGCAACCUAUAUAGUGAUCAAGGCAAGCUGGACGAGGCCGAGCAGAUGUAUAUGCGGGCGCUAGCUGGGAAGGAGAAAGCGCUCGGAUCAGACCACACAUCGACCCUUCUGACCGUCAACAAUCUCGGCAACCUAUAUAGUGAUCAAGGCAAGCUGGACGAGGCCGAGCAGAUGUAUAUGCGGGCGCUAGCUGGGAAGGAGAAAGCGCUCGGAUCAGACCACACAUCGACCCUUCUGACCGUCAACAAUCUCGGCAACCUAUAUCGUGAUCAAGGCAAGCUGGACGAGGCCGAGCAGAUGUAUAUGCGGGCGCUAGCUGGGUACGAGAAAGCGCUCGGACCAGACCACACAUCGACCCUUGACAGCGUCAACAAUCUCGGGCUUCUAUAUAGUGAUCAAGGCAAGCUGGACGAGGCCGAGCAGAUGUAUAUGCGGGCGCUAGCUGGGUACGAGAAAGCGCUCGGAUCAGACCACAAAUCAACCCUUGAGACCGUCAACUCUCUCAGCAGCCUCCGACAUCAUUAUGGCAAGCUUAAUAAGGUGAAGCGAAUUUACAUGCGGGUGAGGGCUAGGAUAAGAUCAUAG